CAAGCACACAAUAUGUCUUCAAUACUGGAUACUGCAAGACAUUACCAUAAAUUAAUUGGGAUCCCACUUGCAAAGAAAAUAAUGCAAAACAAACUAAAAUGUAGAAAUAAUGGCAAGUCGAAAAGCGAAUGUCGGUUAGCGGUCCCCGGCAAUUUUUCCCGCAUUGGAGAUUUUCCAUUCGCUGCAUGCUUAAUUUUAUUUAUUGGCGGUGAAAACUCUAUUUGUUCGGCUUCCUUGAUAUCAAGAAAUCGCUUGGUAACAGCGGCACACUGCUGGUAUGACUCCGACUACAGGGCCAACAGUAUGAUUGUAAUGCUCGGCUCGCUGAACAUGAAGGACGACACGGCAACCCGCAUUACAACGAAUGAUGUCGUCACCCAUCCUAAAUAUGACAAUGAGUUGGUGAUAAAUGACAUAGCAAUAAUAAGGCUUAAGAAUAAGAUCACCUUAUCUAGUAAGUAUCAAAUUUCCAUUCUUUAAUUAACACUGACGCCGAACAUAUCGAUCCAUGACCAUUGACUUAAUGUACAUGCGAUAUUUUUACCUAAACAGCGUUUUUUAUUGCAAAUAUUUUAUGAUGGCAUUUCACAUGGCUGUUUGUAUUAGCGUAUCUGAUAUA
Hyposmocoma kahamanoa is the source of this 619-nucleotide messenger RNA. RefSeq names its product chymase-like. Bases 13 to 480 code for a protein of 155 amino acids. The record is from RefSeq and is a predicted model, not a curated record. Gene Ontology annotation, molecular function: serine-type endopeptidase activity. NCBI's taxonomy places the organism in Eukaryota, Metazoa, Arthropoda, Insecta, Lepidoptera, Cosmopterigidae. The transcript has 3 exons. Gene Ontology annotation, biological process: proteolysis.